AACAAGACUAUAAAUAUGGUAUGGAGGGAGUAACUCAUAGGACCCUGAAAAAAAACAAAAAAAAAAAAAACAAAAAAUUUCUCCGUAUUUCAUUAGAAGUCAGAGAGGACUCCUUAAUCUCUUUAGUCCUCGCUCUUGGUCUCUGUUCUCAACUUUGACUUCCCAGCAAAUAUGAAGCUCACUCUCCGUCUCCGCCACCAUCAACUCCGCCGCUAUGCCACCAAAUACACCGCCAAAAUCACCUCAAAAACCACCGACGGCCGUUCUCUUUCCGCAGAAGUCCACUCCCCUUCUCCCCCUUCCGACGCCCGGGGCUUCCCUCUCCCCCGUCGUGACCUAAUCUGCAAAAUCACCCAAAUCCUCAACUCAACAAGUUCUCUCUCCUCCGAAAACCCUUUCUUCGACCUCUCCAGUUACCUCCAAACCUUAACACUAACCCUAUCUCCAUCAGAAGCCUCCUUAAUCCUCAAAUCCCUCCACAACUCCCCUCAACUGUCCCUCAAAUUCUUCUAUUUCUGCCCUUCCCACUUCCCCAAUUUCCGCCACGACACCUACUCUUACAACCGCCUGCUCCUCAUCCUCUCCCAUGCAGCGUCGUAUGGAGGGUCGGAGUGGGUCGAUAAAUGCCGCGAGACGGUGGCGGAAAUGGAGAGGGAGGGGAUUAAAGGGAAUAUUUCGACGGUGAAUAUUUUGAUUGGGGUUUUGGGUGCUCAAGGUGUUGAUUGGUGUAUGGAGUUAGUGAAUAAGUGGGGUUUGCAGUUGAGUUCGUAUACGUGUAAGUGUAUUUUGCAGGCUUAUUUGAGGUCGUAUGAGACUGAGAAGGCGUUCGAUGUUUUCAAGGGGAUGAGGAGGAAAGGGUAUAAGUUGGAUGUUAUUGCUUAUAAUAUGCUCUUAGAUGCUCUUGCUAAGAACAAUAAGGUUGAACAGGUCUACAUGGUUUUUGAGGACAUGAAAAAGAAGUAUAGUGAGCCUGAUGAAUAUACAUACACUAUCAUGGUCAGAAUGACUGGUAAGGCGGGGAAGCCUGAUGAAUCUUUGGCAUUAUUUCAGGAAAUGUUAGGGAAGGGCUUGGCCCCUAAUUUAAUGGCUUAUAAUACUAUGAUUGAGGCACUAGUUAAGAAUCGAAUGGUCGAGAAGACAAUUUUUCUCUUCUCAAAGAUGAUAGAAAACAAUUGUCGUCCUAAUGAGUUUACAUACAGUUUGAUUCUGACUAUUCUUGUCGCGGAAGGACAACUUGGUAAAUUAGAUGCGAUAGUAGAGAAAUCAAAGAAAUAUAUGACUAAGUCAAUAUAUGCAUAUCUCGUGAGGACACUCAGCAAGCUGGGGCAUGCAAGUGAAGCCCAUCGUCUAUUUUGCAGUAUGUGGACAGUUCAUGAUAAGGGAGAUAGGGAUGCUUGCAUGUCUAUGAUAGAAAGUUUAUGUAAUACAGGCAAAACAGUUGAGGCCAUUGAUUUACUGGAUAAGAUUCACGAGAAGGGAAUAAACACUGACACAAUGAUGUAUAAUGCAGUAUUGUCGGCUCUUGGCAGAUUAAAGCAGAUUUCCCAUCUUCAUGAUCUCUAUGAGAAGAUGAAAAGGGAUGGACCUCAACCAGAUAUUUAUUCUUAUAACAUUUUAAUAUCUAGUUUUGGUAGGGCAGGCAAAGUUGAUGAAGCAGUUAAAAUAUUUGAGCAGCUGGAGGAGAGUGAUUUUAAACCUGAUAUUGUUUCAUACAAUUCUUUGAUUAAUUGCUUGGGAAAGAAUGGUGAUCUUGAUGAAGCUCACAUGAGGUUCAAGGAGAUGGUAGAAAAGGGAUUGAAUCCUGAUGUUGUCACUUAUAGCACACUCAUCGAAUGCUUCGGUAAGACAGACAAAGUAGAGAUGGCUAGCAGGCUGUUUGAUGAUAUGGUUGCUCAAGGAUGCAGUCCUAAUAUUGUUACAUAUAAUAUCCUACUUGAUUGUUUCGAGCGGAGUGGGAAAACAUCUGAAGCAGUAGAUAUGUAUGCUAGACUCAAGGAGCAGGGUUUGACACCUGAUUCUAUAACUUAUGCCAUUCUGGAGCGGCUGCAAAGUGGUUCACACCGGACAAGCAGGAUUCGCAAACAAAACCCAAUAACCGGUUGGGUUGUUAGUCCUUUAAGGUGAUGAAAUAUUACUCAUGCUGACGCAUUAAGGGCCUUGCUGUGAACUAAGUUGAUGGUAGAUAAGCGUUUAAUAGGCAGUUCCCUCCAUUCACUACCUUUUCGCAACUUCACUGUAUGUUUUUGAGAUCAAGUUACCUCUUUCCAAACCUUUAAAAUACACCACUUUCUAAACACUUUUCUUAUGAAUAGUGUUAUGAGUGAUGAAAGCAUCAAAAACACUGUGAGGUUGAAGAAGUUUCUCAGGUCCCUUUGUAUGCUCUAUGUUUGCCCAUGCACUUGGUCUUGGGUUCAAAUCUCACUGCCAACCUUUAUUUCCUUCUCUUUUGCCCCUUUCCCCUUUCCUUCUUGUCUUUUGCUGAUCCAUUUCUUUUUCUUCUUUCUCUUCUGUUUGGUCGGUUUGUUUUUUCGAUGUAUCUGAUUGCUUCUCUUCUCUUCCUUCUCUUGCUCUCCAUUUUCAAUCUGUCUGUUCAUAAAGUUGAAAUUUUUGAGUUGGUUCCUUUAGAACUAUUUUGGACGAAAAACACUGGGGUCACACCGUCUUCCUCCUCAUUAUUGCUGCCUACGCCCUUUCUCUUUCCAUUCCGGCACCUUUUUCCCCCAUUUUCUCUUCUAUAGAGAAGCUGCCAUUGACGUAACCUCCAGUCUGCAAUGGAGUCUAAAUAUCGACUCUCGGUUGAAGUUAUCGACAGAAGUCGCUGGGACUCUUGGUCCACGCUCUCUAUUGGUUAAAGUCAUUUCAGUGUGCUUAAAGCUGGAAUGUCAGUAAGGGAAAAAAAAGUGAUGACAGUACAAUUCUGGAGCGCAAGGAGUCGCCGUUGGUCAUUGAUGAAGCCGUUGAUGAUGACAAAUUGAUAACACAGUUAUGCUCUUGAUACCAUGGAUAAGCUUAAGCUCUUUUGCGAGAUACUGUUCUAAUCAAGUACACACCUUUUCAUGCAUGAUGUGAGUGAAGCUAGAGGGUUUGCAGAAGCAAUAAAGGAGGUGUUGAGCAUUCUCUUUGUGGAGACAUAAAGAAAAUUGAGGGAAAGGUUUCAGAUUUCAAGGAAGAAUUAUUUGGUGCUAGGGUUUUUUUUAAUAGAGAGAUGUUUUGGUGAAGAUAGACGAGAGGAUAAAACAUAGAAAUUUCCUUGCCAUGCAUACAGGCAUUAUUAUAACUUGUAGUGCGAGUCAGAGAAUACCUGAUCGCUGACGAUCCUUGAAAAUUAUUCUCUUUGCAUCUCUCAGGUCUCAAUAGGGAUGGCAAUGGGUCGGAUCUGAACCGGGUCUGACCAGGCCCGCUUUUUAAGAGGUGGAUCCAGAUCCGACCCAAAUCCGUUGGGUCUAAAAAAAUCAGAUCCAAACCCAGAUCCACUGAGUCUAAUGGGUCUAGGUUUGGAUCUGGGUCCUAAAUGGGUCUAAGCAUAUUUGUUUUCCAAAAAAAUUUGUCCGGUUGUCCCUCAUUUUCCUUAUAUUACGUAAUUUUUUUGCCCAUUUUUUUUAUGUAAACGUAAUGUUGCUUUAAUAAAACCAGUAAAUAUGGAAUAUUCGUUAAUUUUGUUUAGGGAAAAAAUCAUAUUAGCCUUGUAUUACAAAGUUUCUAAUAUUAUUAUUUAUUUAUAUGUCA
Molecule: messenger RNA, 3726 nt
Organism: Spinacia oleracea (spinach)
Lineage: Eukaryota; Viridiplantae; Streptophyta; Magnoliopsida; Caryophyllales; Amaranthaceae
Product: pentatricopeptide repeat-containing protein At1g51965, mitochondrial
Exons: 5
Coding region: 172-2124 (650 amino acids)
Molecular function (GO): protein binding; mRNA binding
Source: RefSeq, a predicted model, not a curated record